UGGGAAGAUUUUAUCUCCUUCAGCAUUUAGCGAGCCCCGGCAGAUAGAAGGAAGGAUGGGGAACAGCAGAAGUCGCUCGGGGCUGAACGUUAGUUCGCAGUUCCUUCCCGAGGAGCAGGCUGAGAUGGGCAGACUGUUUGACGCCCUGUCAUCGGAGAAAAGUGGCUCCAAUACCUCGCCCAGAUCCUUCUCUCUGAAGGCUCUAAAGAGCCACAUUGGGGAAGCUCUUCCCCCAAAGAUGGUCACCAGACUGUAUGAUGGCAUGCGGAGGCUUGAUGUGACGGGCCAGGCUAAGGGGCCCAGCGAGGGUGUCUCCCAGGAGCAGUUCACGGUGUCGAUGUCCCACCUGCUGAAGGGGAACUCCAAGGAGAAGAGUCUCAUGAUCCUGAAAAUGAUUUCUGCCACAAGUGGUCCUGUGAAAGCAAAAGAAGUCCAAAAGUUUACAGAGGAUCUCGUGGGCUCUGUGGUGCAUGUGCUAAACCACAGACAGGAGCUGAGGGGCUGGAUUCAGAAGAAAGCCCCAGGCCCCCCGCCCAGGGUGCAGGUCCUGGCUGCUCAGCUGUUCUCCGAGAUGAAGCUUGCAGACGGCAAGAAGCUGCUGGGGCCUCAGCAGCUGGACUGUGACUGUGACCAAGCUAUGAUCGAGGACUGGGUGUUCAGGGCCCACCUGGUGGCCACGUUCCUGAGUGUGGUCAUCCACAGAGGCUUUCUCCUGCACUUGUCGCUCGAUCUAGCCACUCUGGUGCCCCGGCGUGAAGUUCCCCAGGAGCAGGAGUUUGAGAGUGUCCUGGACGUCCUGUCGGUGAUCUAUGUCAACUCCCACGUGCCCCGGGAGCAGCAGCACCGCUGGCACCUCCUCUUCUCGUCCGAGCUCCACGGGCACAGCUUCUCCCAGCUCUGCGGCCGCAUCCCACGCCGAGGGCCCUGUGUGGUGUUCCUUGAGGACAGCGAUGGCCAUGUGUUCGGUGGCUUUGCCUCCUGCUCCUGGGAAAUCAAGCCUCAGUUUCAAGGGGACGACAGAUGCUUCCUGUUCUCCAUCUCCCCCAGCAUGGCCGUGUACACUUGCACGGGCUACAAUGACCACUACAUGUACCUGAAUCAGGGGCAGCAGACCAUCCCAAAUGGACUGGGCAUGGGAGGGCAGCAUCAUUACUUUGGGCUGUGGAUCGAUGAGGACUUUGGGAAAGGACACAGCAAGGCCAAGCCCACGUGCACCACGUACAACAGCCCUCAGCUGUCAGCCCAGGAGGACUUCCGGUUCGAGAAGAUGGAGGUGUGGGCGGUUGGAGAUGACUCCCAGACGCAGCUGGCCACCAGCAGCAAGAGCAUUCUUGAUGUGGACCCCGAGGCCCAGGCCCUGCUGGAUAUCAGUGGGCGGACUCGCCACAGCGAUGGGCUCCGGAAAGCCCCUGACCAGGAGUGAGGAGGAGCCUGGAGCAUGACACC
This is a messenger RNA of Pteronotus mesoamericanus, 1446 nucleotides long. It is a transcript of the gene MEAK7, whose product is annotated as MTOR associated protein, eak-7 homolog. Bases 56 to 1423 code for a protein of 455 amino acids. The transcript has 8 exons. Gene Ontology annotation, biological process: TOR signaling. NCBI's taxonomy places the organism in Eukaryota, Metazoa, Chordata, Mammalia, Chiroptera, Mormoopidae. The record is from RefSeq and is a predicted model, not a curated record.